Messenger RNA from Electrophorus electricus (electric eel), 2368 nucleotides. Its product is annotated as beta-1,4-galactosyltransferase 1-like. NCBI's taxonomy places the organism in Eukaryota, Metazoa, Chordata, Actinopteri, Gymnotiformes, Gymnotidae. The record is from RefSeq and is a predicted model, not a curated record. Gene Ontology annotation, cellular component: Golgi apparatus. Gene Ontology annotation, biological process: carbohydrate metabolic process; protein N-linked glycosylation. Gene Ontology annotation, molecular function: beta-N-acetylglucosaminylglycopeptide beta-1,4-galactosyltransferase activity; cytoskeletal protein binding.
CUAAGGACCAAGUUAGGCAUCUCCUUUCUCAUUCUACGGUUUCAUGACAGCGUCAAUAACGCCCACAUCCUGUCAGAAAAGAAACCUCUCCUGUUCACUAAAGCCUGCGUAAUGCAGCAACUUCAGAAAACCGAAGGGUCCGAUGAACAAGUGCCAACUGGAUUAAAUAAGACAUCAAAGCCAAGCCAACAUGCUUUCCUUUCACUGAAGGAGUAUUUUUGCAUUAAGGAAAAAAAGCCAGACUAACUUUGUUUUUUCCUCCCGGGACAUUUUUAUGACAAAUAGGUUUUCUGUAAUACGAAAGUAAUGAGGGAGUGUCAUUGUUUUUGUCUCCAACGUAGAGUUUGCACUCUCGUGGUGGCUCUGUGCGCGCUCCAUAUCUCCGUAAUGGUUUUCUAUUACUUGAGAAACUCCGGAGCCGACGGUCAUAUGCAAGUACAAGCGUAUUCGACGUCGUCGCCGAACACGACGAAUAUCGAGCUCGUGUCGCCCGCGGCGACUACGGCAGCGCUCAUCGCGGAGCCGAGAGCAGAGGAUGUCGCCGAGGUGACGGAAGAAGCGAACGGUGUUGAAGCAUUUAAAACGCCGCUGGAGAAAUGUCCCGAGACGUCCCCGCUCUUAGUGGGUCCAUUGCGUGUGGAGUUCUCUGAUCCGGUGGAUCUGGAGGAGAUCCGACAGGAGCCCCUGCUGGUGGAGGGGGGACACUACAAACCGCCCCAGUGUCUGUCUGUCCAGAAAGUGGCCGUCAUUAUCCCUUAUAGACACAGAGAGCACCACCUCAAAUACUGGCUGUACUACCUUCAUCCCAUUCUGCAGAGACAACAGUUGGACUAUGGGGUCUACAUCAUUGAGCAGGAUGGAGAGGACACGUUUAACCGGGCGAAGUUGCUAAAUGUUGGCUACGCUGAGGCUCUGAAAGACUACGACUAUGACUGCUUUGUCUUCAGCGACAUCGACAUCGUCCCCAUGGACGACCGCAACAUGUACCAUUGCUACGACCAACCACGGCACCUCGCCGUUGCCAUGGACAAGUUCGGCUAUGGGCUACCAUAUAAUCAGUAUUUUGGUGGCGUCUCUGCAAUGAGUAAAGACCAGUACCUGAAGAUCAAUGGCUUCCCCAACAACUACUGGGGCUGGGGGGGAGAGGAUGACGACAUCUUCAACAGGUUGUCGAUUAGAGGAAUGUCCAUAUCACGGCCUGAUGUCAUGACUGGCAAAUGCAAGAUGAUUCAUCACGAAAGAGAUAAGAUGAACGAUCCUAACCCUCAGAGGUUUGACAGAAUUGCCCACACGAGAGAAACGAUAGACACCGACGGCAUCAACUCUCUGACGUACACUGUGGUGAAAGUGGAGAAAGGCCAACUCUUCACAAAAAUCACCGUGGACAUUGGCAAACCCUGAGCCUCUCACACACACUCACACACACACACACACUCGCACGUGCUCUCUCUCGCUCUCUGUGUCUGGUCUCCUGCCCAGCCUAUAGGAGCGCCAGUCUGACUCAUCAGUCAGAGCACUACAAUGAUGGAUCCUGGUUCCUCUGAUCAUUACAGUGAACACUGAGGUUCUGGACUCCUUGCUCAGAACUGACCCAACUGGAGCCGUGGAAAGGUGAACUUGCAUUGACUGGCCCACUGCCCCUGUAAGACCACAGUGUCUCUUUAGUCAAACUAGAGUCAAAUUCUAGAGUGUUCUAGAACUGACCUCGAGGUGACCCUGGCUCUUCCGCCCACGGGACCAUAGUGCUUCAACUGCUAGUACUCUCUCCAGAAGAACUGAACCCCUUGGUCCUCCAGACGUCUUCUAAAGUUUAGGAGAGGUGAGCAGGUGUGCGGAAGCAGAGGACCACUGAACUGAGCAGUACUGGGCAUCUGCAGGACUGGGAGAGACUGGCAAACCUUAGAUGGGCUGAAUUUCUCAAAAAAUGUUUACACUGUUAUCUUGCUGAGUCUCAGGGAAGGUUGGUGUCUCCUUCACUUCCAGGUGAAGGAUGAUAUUUUCUGAGGUGUGAGAUCUACUUCCAGGUGAAGGUUGGUGUCUUCUACGGUGUGAGAUCUACGCCUAGGUGAAGGAUGGUGUCUUCUGAGGUGUGAGAUCUACUUCCAGGUGAAGGAUGGUGUCUUAUGAGGUGUGAGAUCUACUUCCAGGUGAAGGUCUAAGCUGCCUGCACUGGUGUGGGUUUUUUUCUAAUUACCCUCCCUCAGUGCGCAACCUUUACGGUCCUUGUAAUGACCUGAAUGGGCUAUUAUGGGAUUCUAAGCUGCACUUUAGAUACAUGGUUAUAAUAAGUUAUAAUUAACUGAAUAAUGAUGUUUUAUACCAUUAAUUUAUAAUAUUUCGAGUACCAUUUUGUAAUAUGCUCUGAGGG